This is a messenger RNA of Lachancea lanzarotensis, 1866 nucleotides long. Its product is annotated as LALA0S10e03224g1_1. Gene Ontology annotation, molecular function: xanthine transmembrane transporter activity. NCBI's taxonomy places the organism in Eukaryota, Fungi, Ascomycota, Saccharomycetes, Saccharomycetales, Saccharomycetaceae. Gene Ontology annotation, biological process: transmembrane transport; xanthine transport. The transcript has a single exon. The record is from RefSeq and is a predicted model, not a curated record. The coding region runs from base 1 to 1866 and encodes 621 amino acids. Gene Ontology annotation, cellular component: fungal-type vacuole; membrane.
AUGGAAUCUGAACCUGUUUCCCUCAAUGCGCCAGCGACUGAAAGCUGGGCGAACCGAUUGAAACUCGGUGGCCGCAAAGCUGUCCACAAGUUUACCACGAAGGAGGGCCUAUUAGGUGAUUAUGACUAUGCGUUCUUGUUCACGCCAUCAUAUCCGUUUAGAGAGUGGUUGAACCGCAAGCGAGGCGUCGAGCCUGUGGAGCGGGACCAACCGUUUUUUUCGGUGUACUCCGAAAUGCCAAUAGUAUUGGGACUGCUACUUGGGCUCCAGCAUUCUUUAGCAAUGCUGGCUGGUGUCAUCACUCCUCCAAUCAUCAUAGCCUCAGUAGCCAAUUUUCCUCUCAAAAUACAGCAAUACUUGGUGUCGGCAUCGCUCAUCGUUUCAGCGAUCAUGUCAAGCAUCCAGAUCACCAGAUUUCACAUCCCUAAGACACCAUACUACAUUGGCUCGGGCCUGCUUUCUGUGGCUGGUACUUCUUUUGCAACAAUCACAAUUGUCGAAAAGGGUUUUCCCGUUAUGUAUAAGUCCGGGUUUUGUCCCAUGGGCGACGACGGUAAGCCUGGACCAUGCUACGCGGGCUAUGGUGCACUUCUUGGUACAGCGGCCUGUUGUGCUCUACUCGAAAUGGCCAUGUCAUUCACUCCACCUAAGAUUUUGCAUAAAAUUUUCCCGAAGAUUGUCACUGGUCCAGUGGUUCUGUGCAUUGCUGUUAGUCUGAUUCAAAGUGGUUUCAACGAUUGGGUCGGAGGCUCGGGAUGUGUGGGGGCUAUUUGUCCCGCGGAAGGUGCUCCUAUGGCAGGAGAAUGGGGGAGUGCCCGAUUCGUCGGUCUUGGAUUUUUGGUCUUUUCUACUAUUGUUUGUUGCGAAAAAUGGGGAUCACCCAUCAUGAGGUCUUGUGCAGUUAUUGUUGGACUGAUCGUGGGCUGUAUAGUCGCUGCUGCAUGUGGCUACUUCGACCCCACGUCCAUAAAGAGUGCUCCUGCAGCCACUUUCAUAUGGGUCCAUACAUUCCCGCUAAAGGUCUACGGCCCUAUUGUCCUACCGAUGCUUGUAAUGUAUAUCGUUUUGGCACAGGAGUGUAUUGGUGAUGUCACUGCGACUUGUGAUGUUUCUCGUAUGGAAGUCGAGGGUGAAAUGUAUGAAUCCAGGAUUCAAGGGGCUGUGUUGAGCGAUGGAUUUAGCGGUGUGUUAUCGGCUUUAUUUACUCUACCUCCCAUGUCCACUUUCGCCCAGAACAAUGGUGUUAUUUCCUUGACUAAGUGCGCAAACAGACAAGUCGGAUACUGGUGCUGUUUCUUCCUUUUAUUGAUGGGCAUUUUCGCAAAGUUUGGUGCCGCGCUGGUAUCAAUUCCUAAACCAGUCUUGGGCGGCAUGACCACUUUUCUUUUCACAAGUGUUGCCGUUUCAGGUCUCAAGAUCAUAUCUACCAUUCCAUUCACGAGGCGUGAUAGAUUUGUGCUAACAGGAACUCUACUAUUCGGUUUCGGAGCUAUAUUAGUUCCCAAUUGGUUUGAGACAUUCUUUCACUAUGAGGGAAGCAAUGAGGCUCUACGAGGAUUCCUAAAUGCUAUCAUACUGAUCAUGGAAUCCGGAUUCGCGGCCGCUGGUAUUGCGGGCAUAAUUUUGAAUCUGAUUAUUCCACAGCAACUAGACGAAGACCUGAUGGAUGACAUUGAGAUCCAACAGGAUAAUUUAGCAACCUUGGAAGGUCGCUUAAGUCCUUUCGAUGGACCAGGAAUGAGUGGCAAAGCAAAAGAGGCCUUUUCAAGGGAGAACAACCCAGCCAAAACUGAUAAUAACAGUUUUGAGAUGAACGAUAAGAAUAAAAUCGUCGUCAAUGCUGGAGAAUCGUCUACCUCGGACUAA